GACUCUCUUGUGUGGAGGAGCUGUGGGUGCUUGGGUACUGUUUGUGAGCACGAAGUCUAAAGCCCAGUUAGAGGCUCCACAGAUUCUUUGUGUGCCCCCCCCACCCCUUCAGAAACUCUGCUCAAGAUCUCUCAGCUAUGGGGGCUGCUGGACUCAGGGGAGAGAGGCCAGCAAGUCUCUCCUCCUGGCUGUGUGGAAGUGUGGGGGUCAGAGCUGCUAGCUGUGAGGAAAAAAAACUGUUGACUGGAGUCCGAAUGGCAACAAAGACCCCCUGCGGAGCAGGCGUCAUUGCCUCUAGGGGGAACAUGAAGGACUUGAAGUACUCAGAUACUUGCUCUCCCCUCCAAGAUAUCCCCAUCCCCCGCCCCAGUCACCAAAACAUCAUCCCCAGCACGUCUUAAGUUGAUGCCAAUAUGGAGUAUGAAGAAAAUACCAUGACGCCAAAACAUUGUAAAGCACACCGGCCUUUAUUUCAACCUCAUUAACAAGAUUCUUGGGAGAGGAGGGGCCUGGACAGAAGAAGGUCUUGCUCUCCGUCGUGGCCCCGUGUCUUGGACUCCUGUGGGCUCAACCUCGGACUGUCCAGCAUGCUCUCCUAAGAAGGAAAAAGGGAGACAAGUGGACGCUCAGGAGCCCUGUGGGAACUGAGGGGAGGGCUGGGGUGCUCUCUGGGGGAGAGGAAGGGGGCAUCCUGGCCUGCUGUGAGGGAUGAGAGAGGCAGGGGCAGACUCAGAGCCCUCACCUGAAGAACUUGGACACGCAAGCCAGGGCUCUCUGGAACCGGCCCUGGCCCCUUCCAGGUCCUUCUGGGACAAGCAGCCUCCCUGGUUCCUCUUGGGUCACAGAAUAUGUUCCCCAUGGUGUGAGCAAAGGCCACACUUUCCGGGGAGUAUUGUUGGCUUCUCAGAGUCUGAAAAAGAGUUGAGGCCUCAUCUUUGCGGCCCUUCAUGGGUGCCGUCUAUCACCCCAUUUGGCAACUGUGAUGUGCACUGCUGGUGAGAUGCUGAGGAUGGAGAAGUGGGGAGACCUGCCCUGACCAAACCCAGCCCCCCUGAAGGAUGUUCCUGACCACAUGGAAGUGAGUCUGCCCAGCUGGUAGGAAGAAGGGGCAUGAAGACCAUGCUUCCAAGAGUGUGUAAUGGCACCAGUGCACCCCCUCCAGGACUUCUUUGCAGAUACCUGAGCUCCCCACUAGGCUGGGUGCAGAGGUGGAGGCCUGCCUCCUGCGUUGCCCUAAGCCCCGCCCCUCCAUGGCCCUAAGCCCUAUUGCUUCUUGGUUCCGCCCUGCUUCAGUUCAGUACCUGGUGCUCAACCAGUGGAUACAUUUCUGGUGUGUGGCCUAUGUCCCAACUCCCGCCCCUCGGAACUUUCUUUGUUUCUUCCUUUGCUUUUUAUCUUCACUCUGGCCAGCUCAGCAGCCUGAACGCAAGUUGUGCUGGCUGAACUGAAAAUGCAGAGGCCUUCGGUUAUACGGGAAUAUCAUGGGCCCUUGCCUGCUGUGAGUGCCUCAAAGAAGGAGCAGGGCACAAGGCUGAAGAGGCACCUGGAUCGAGGACUGAUAAGGAAUAUGUCUGCUGCCCCCAAAUUCUACAAGAAUGGCAAGCAGGUGGCUGUUGAAGCAGAAAACCGCAAUGGAAAGGAGUUCAUUGUGCAGAGGAGUGAGGCCAGGCCCCACAAAAUACUGCAGGAGGGAAAAUUUCAAGGAACUCUGAUGCGUAGCCAGCCUCGAGAACAUUCAAUUCUGCCCUAUGCUCCAGUGACCUUGGAGCAGCAACCAGUGAUUUCUUUUUCCCGGGAGCCUCGCGGUCCCUCUGCCAGGCCCCAAAGAUUCUCAAGUGUGAUCCUGCAACCCCGUGCCACCCCUGGCCCUCUUCUACUGCAGCCACAGGUCCCCGAUGCCACCAAGCAGGACACUGUUGCUGCUGCCUUAGAGUGGCAGAGGAAGCUGGAGGCUGCUGAGGCUCUGCUGGCCCUGAAAAACUCUUCUCAGGUUCCUCCUGAUUCUGCCUCUGGGCAACAGCGUGCCAGCAUGCCAGGUCCUGCUGGAGAGAGAGGACUGCAGCCUCCUAGUCCCUACCUGCCACCGCGGCCAGCCAGCUCUGCCGCACUUACUGGACAUCUGGAGUGCAUGUCCUUCUUGACCUAAGAGCCCAUAGUGGGAGGCCUCACUAGAGCACUGCCUGUUUGGUAUCCUGUUUCAUGUCUAAAAUGACUAACGUUUUUUAAAUUUUUUUAUUUUUGAAAUAAGUUCUCAUGUAGCCAGUCCGAACUUGGACUCAGUAUAUAGUUGACGAUGACUUUGAACUCCUGAUUCUCCUGCCUCCGCAUCCCAAGUGCUGGGAUUACAGGCAUAUAGCACCGUGCCUGGCUUUUUUUUUAUUAGUAUUAUUUUAAGUGUUCAGGAGUUUUAUAAGCUUUCAGAUCCUUUUUAUGAUGUAGGGCAUUUACUUGACUGAGGUUCAAUAUUGCUCCUCUAUUCAUUAUCCUUUUGGAAUAAUUGCUUUAUAUGCUUCUUAGAAAAACAGUAUUGUGUGAUCUAAUGUGAUCAAUCAAUGGGAUUCUGAAUGGGUUUGUAUGCCAGUAUUUUCAUUUGUUCUGUGAUUGUAGAUACACUGGCACACUCCUGUAUGUAAUCAUCCAUGUGGAAUCAUGAAGAGUUUUCACUCUGCAUCUAGGCAUGUGUGUGUGUGUGAACAAAUAAUAAACAUGUGUUGUAGGCACUGAAAAA
Molecule: messenger RNA, 2728 nt
Organism: Peromyscus leucopus (white-footed mouse)
Lineage: Eukaryota; Metazoa; Chordata; Mammalia; Rodentia; Cricetidae
Product: doublesex- and mab-3-related transcription factor C1-like
Exons: 7
Coding region: 1451-2146 (231 amino acids)
Source: RefSeq, a predicted model, not a curated record